CGCAAAUCCCCCCGCCGAGUGUGUGUUUGGGCAUUUUCAUUCGGCUCAAGCUCCACGGUAGCCGAGUGAACGUCCGACGCGUGCUCGAAGACGGCCUGGGAUCAUGGCGUACAAUGGUGCCCCGUCCUCCGGGACCCCUCCUAUUGCCCCUUCGGCCGAGUCGCGGCAAUACACCCCUUACCGGCCACCUGGCCAGCAGCAGCCGCAGCAACAACAACCCGGACACCACCUUGGGGGUUCGCAUGGCUUUCAACCCCCCCAACAGCCUCAGCACAUUUCACAGUACAAUUACCAGCCACUACCUCCUCACCAAGCAGCUGACCUCCCGUCCGCUAUGGCUACCAUGACCAUUGAUGGUGUAACCCCAGCUCCGCUCCGUUUACAGCGGAAACCGGUGGCCGGUCCCGGUCCUGGUAUGCCUUAUGCCGGGUCACCGGUUCCACAGACACAGACACCUCAACCUCAAAGUCCGCCAUCAGCUUAUCCUCAACCUGGGUAUUUUCCACUGCCAACUCCAGCCCCCAGCCCGUAUGUUGCAAACGCUCAAGCUCACUCGCCUCCACCACAACAAUACGGAUCUUACUAUCCCCCCCAAUAUCCGGCGUCACCCCCUUUGCAACAAUGGCAUGGAGCACCAGCCGAUACAGCGCCGGGUCAGCCAAACCCCCCUGCUCUUUACGAAAUGGAAAGUCCCCCCAACAACUCAUCUUUUCAUACAUCCUCCGCGGUGGGCGACGCGCCACCGAUACCCCCUAAGCCAGAGCAACCAGCCCAGACUUUCAUUGCCGAGCUGGAGGGAUCGGGACCUCUAGAGCACAGCGGCGGACAGAGUGUUGUUGGCGAGGGUUCGCCACCAACGUCAGUGUCGGAUCCGAAGCUCAGUCUCCCUCAAGACUCUGAAGUUAGCCAAACUGUUGAACCUGGCUCCGUUAAGGACUCAACCUCGGACACCCCGAGCGAAUCUCCCGAAUCCAAGCCUCUACAAGACAAUCAUUCUGAAGGUACAGCUUCAGAUCCGCCUCAGCCUCCAGCUGUUGCAGAUAGUGAGGGUCUCAUUGUUGUGGAAAAGCCCCCGCCGCCUGACCACGAAGGGCUCAUCCCGUUUCACGCUGCGCCGGGUUCUAUCACAGACAACUCACAGUCAACGCAACAGCCAACGUCGACCUCACCAUACCCAGGGCCCGAUGACAACGUGGCACACCCAUGGCCCUGGCACCCGUCCCUGAGCGGUCCCGGUCACCAACACGCCGCGCCCCUACAGCAGUCCUCUCCAUCGCCUGCAUCUCCGACCGCCAGCCUCCAUUUGCAGCACGGUACACCGGCAUCUCAUUCCGCACCAGGGCCUUAUCAACCCCCAGCGACUGUUACGCCUCCUCCGGCGCCUUUGACACCGUCAACGGCAGGGCAUCCUACCUCCCGGCCCCAUUCUGCCACGAUGCCUACAACUGAGUCUCACUCACCCUCACCCACUCUUCAGGGGUCCCAAACUGGGACGGCAGCAGCCACAAGUCCUCCUCCCCCACCAAACCCCCAGUAUGGAUCCUUCUCAGUUCCAGCGGCGCCGUCGUACACACCAGCGGCUUUCCCUAGUAAACCCCACACUUUUCCAACCCAGGCUACGCCGUCUCCUCAGGCGUCUACCAGCACACUGCCAGCGUCCAAUCCAUCGGCCAUUCCUUCGACUCCGUCCAUCACGAGCUCUCAGCACGGUUUCUCGCCGCCACCCCAGGCGCAGGCAUCUAAGCCGACGAGGCAUUCCGGAGCAAGUACCAGCUUCGGUGGGUUUGCAAACUCGGUCUUUAGCAAAGACACGGUCAAAUGGAGCAAGAAAACGGCCAGCCGGGUUGGUGGCGCCAUCAAGACGGCCGCAACCACGGCUCACACCGCUGCCACAAAUGCCCAAACUGCGGCUACGCAGGCUGCGGCUGCGCAGGCUGCGGCGUUGCAUAGGCAGAAGUCAUUUGCCGCUGCCCAAAUGAAGGCAUCCUGGGGUACCCAAGGAGCGGGGGUGACCCCAAAACCGACGACGACGAGCGGACAAAGUCAGCCCGUUUCAAGUACAGCUGGCGUCCCAACUCCGGCCGUAGUUCCUAUCCCCCCAGCCUAUGGCCAACAACGGCCCAAUCCCGCUCAGAUAAAUAUGAACGCGGCGCCCGGGGGGAUGGGGUCUGCCGCACCUCAGGGUCAGGGGCCUCCGGGUUGGUCUUCCGGCGCCGCUCCUGGCCCAAACAUGGGCAACGGGGUCGGGGCCGCCGGUAUGCCUGCACAAGCCGGCCCAGGACCGCAGCAAGGACCGGCUCCUGCAGUUCCAAGCGCUGGAACCGGAACUGGGCCACAGACCGCACAGUCCUCUCAGCCAUCCACCAAUAUCCCAUCCCAAGAUACUCCUGAGGGGGUUGGACGGCAAACGCCCAAGCCGGGUACGCCGCAGCAGCCCAAUGGACCGGGGCGAACCGAGGGAACCGCCUCGCCAACACCCGCACAAGUACCUGGAGGGCAGUCCAUACCCAGCCAGUUCCAGCCCGGUCAGUUCCAGCCAGGUUAUGCUGGCCCUAACCCUGCACCUCCCCAAGCAACCGAAGGGCACCCUCCUCAGCCUCCAGCCGUCUUUGCAUCACCCGGGUAUUAUCAGGGGCCAGAUGGGGUCGCUACGUAUCCGUACGCCUACGGCCAGCACUCCCAAAUACCGCCUUCUGGAUAUGCCAGCCCUCCCGCCCCAAGCCCAGCCACACCAGCGCCGGGGGGUAUGGGUCAGCCAGUGGGAUGGCAGCCCCCUCAACCGUAUCCGCAGCCCGCAAAUACGGCUAGCCAGCAACCCAUGUGGAACCCUGGAAGCCCUCCCGCGGAGCCGGUUGCCGGUCAAGGACCACCUGCACAACCAACUUAUGCCCCGCAGCAGCCAUGGAGUCCCGGACCAGGCCAGCCCUGGGCACCACCCUCCUAUGCCGGUCCAACCUAUGCGCCAAACCCCAACUAUCCCCCACAGCCUGCAACAACCUUCCAACCCACCCAAUAUGAAACACCCUUCGAGCAGCCCCAGUACGCAACACCUCAACCCCCGCAACCACAACCACAACCGCCUACCCACCAACCCGCCCCCUGGCCCGCGCCCAACGCGGCACCCUACUCCGCCCCCGUGCCCGACCCGGCAGCAGCAGCAGGAGCAGCAAACUGGCAGCAACCACCACCACAGCCCGCUCCGCAAUGGCACCCACCGGCUCAGCAACAGCAGCAGCAGCAGCAGCAGGGCUGGGGCCCACAGCAGCCUACCUAUGCUCAAACAAACACCUAUGCCCAGCCUGCGGGGGGAUGGGAUCCUGCGGGGCAGCAAGGCCAGCAACCGUGGUCUCACCCUCAGUGAGGCACACCUCCUCGUUAGUCUAGGCUGGGGCUGGUGCGGACCCGGGUAGAGUUUGAGGGUGGAGUUGGUGUUUCUGGGGGAAAGGGGGGGGGACUGGACCUGAGGGGUGAGGGGG
Chaetomium fimeti is the source of this 3476-nucleotide messenger RNA. RefSeq lists its product as uncharacterized. The coding region runs from base 104 to 3361 and encodes 1085 amino acids. The record is from RefSeq and is a predicted model, not a curated record. NCBI's taxonomy places the organism in Eukaryota, Fungi, Ascomycota, Sordariomycetes, Sordariales, Chaetomiaceae. The transcript has a single exon.